AUGUUCUCCUACUAUUUGGUCUUGCUCGUCGUUUUCCUAGUGUCCUCUGUUAAAGCAGCUGCGACGCUCAAAACUAGUCCACGGCCAAACCAGUUCAAGAACCUAGUUACAUUCGGAGACUCAUAUACCGAUGUUGGAAGCCCUGCAGACAACGGUUCAGCAUGGCCAACAUAUGCAGCUGCCUACGGCCCUUUCAACCUCUUCCCAUUCGCAAAGUCCGGUGCAACGUGCUCGAAUAACCUUACAAACCGUCCUGCGCCGUCUGUCAUGGAAAGUCAACUUCCGACAUAUUUCACUGAAGUAGCAAAUGGGACAUUGAAGCUUAGCCCGGAGGAGACGAUUUAUACGUUGUGGAUUGGGACGAACGACGUUGGGCGAGCCGCUCUUUUGACUGGUGACCAAGAGCCAGGCGUAACACUUGUGGAUACAGUAAGCUGUGCGACCAGGUGGGUAAAGAUCCUGUAUGAGAGUGGUGCUCGAAACUUCCUAUUCCAAAAUAUGAUCCCUCUCGAGAAAACGGUCCUCUACUCCAAGGACUCAUAUAUAAACCACUACUGGACUUAUCAACGUAACACGACCGAAUGGAGCCUUUUCAUGACGGAACUCACAACGGCUGGUAAUGCUCUCGCGAAAUUAAUGCUCCAAGAUUAUGCUUCAUCACUUCAUGGGGCACACAUCGGCUUAUUCGAUUCACACGCCCUCUUCUCUGACAUGAUAUCAAACCCUUCCCAAUACUUGAACGGUACCGCACCGCCAAAUGUCACUAUCCCCAUUAAAUCCUGCGCCUUCCAACUAAAUGAAGACGUAAACGAUACCGGGAAUUGCACGAUUGUAAAUGGUACUGAUCGUGAUAGUUAUUUGUGGUAUGAUGAAUUGCACCCGUCGGAACAGGCGGACAGAGUUGUUGCUCGGGAGUUGACGAACGCAGUUCUUCGUAAAUCCAACGACUGGGUAACUUGGUUCAGCUAG
Molecule: messenger RNA, 969 nt
Organism: Fomitiporia mediterranea MF3/22
Lineage: Eukaryota; Fungi; Basidiomycota; Agaricomycetes; Hymenochaetales; Hymenochaetaceae
Product: GDSL lipase/acylhydrolase
Exons: 4
Coding region: 1-969 (322 amino acids)
Molecular function (GO): hydrolase activity, acting on ester bonds
Source: RefSeq, a predicted model, not a curated record